AUGCGCGUCACCACAGCCCUCGCCGCCGCCGCGUCCCUGGCCUCCGUCGCCACGGCCCAGCACAACUUCACCGACGCCGAACUCCAGGAGUCCAUCAGAAUCAGCGCCGACCACGGCCUCAACCUCGCACUGAAGGCCGACAAGGCCGACGCGGCCGACGCCGACACCAACGGCCGCACGCUGUGCAACUGCAGCACGAACAAAAACGCACCCGCAGAGUCCUACAAGUUCUGCCUCAGGAAGCUCUUCAACGCCCACCCCGAGGUGCCCGCCGACUUCCCGCGCGACCCGACUGGCGCGCCCCUCAUCAAGUGCACGCGCACGAAGACGAACGCGCUCCCCUCCGUCUCCUUCGCGAAGCGGGAGAUCGAGACCGGUGGCGACGGUGGCGAGUCCGGCGGCCCCGAAGAGGUUAACAACAACAAGAACAAACCCCGUCAACUCGUCGCCGGAGACGUCCUUCAACCCCCCAACCUCUCCGAGGAGGAGUACAAGGCCAUCGUCGACAUGCGCAUGUCCUUCUACUGCCCAGACGUCGACUUCCCCGAGCUCGAGCACCACUGCCGCUCCAAGAUCUCCGCCGCGCUCCCGGACUACCCGGAGGACUACCCCCGCGACAAGCGCGGCCUGCCCGCCGACAGCGCGCUCCUGUCUGAGGAGGAGGCCGGGGCGCUGGAGAAGCGCGAGCAGGGCCGUUUCGACAUCGACGGCUUCGGGGACGCCGUGACGCGCGGCUGCGAGAUCGAGCGCCGCAUGGCGGCGUACUGCCCCGAGGCGACGGACGAGUGCAGGAAGAAGAUGCGCGAGGUGUACCCCGAGUACCCCGAGGACUACCCCCGCAACAGGCUGGGCAUGCGGAAGAUGGGGAACGUCCCGGCCAAGUAUCAGCAGCUUUGUAAGGGGACUCCCCGUGUCAAGCCCGAGUCUGAUAAGACUAUCGACACGGCCUGGACGGGAUUUUGGUAG
This is a messenger RNA of Colletotrichum karsti, 966 nucleotides long. RefSeq lists its product as uncharacterized. The record is from RefSeq and is a predicted model, not a curated record. The transcript has a single exon. Bases 1 to 966 code for a protein of 321 amino acids. NCBI's taxonomy places the organism in Eukaryota, Fungi, Ascomycota, Sordariomycetes, Glomerellales, Glomerellaceae.